AUGGGCGAUAGCUGCAUGAGCGUGGGUUUCUGGGCGGCGAAUAAGGCAGUCUUAGCGUCGCUCUUCCACCAGCCGUCGGAUGCGUUUCCGAUCGGAAGCCCCGAGUACGACGAGUUGCAAGAGUUCAUUCCGAAGCUCCUGCAACACCAGGCGCACGCGCAUGCGCGCAGCCAGCUCAGGCGCGCGGGGAUCAGCGGCGGGGCGGGGGAUGCGGGCGGCGGGAGCGCGAGUGGCGGAAUAAGCACGUUCAGCGAAAAGGCAGCGCAAGCGCUGGGCUUGCCUGUCAGCUACGACCGGCGGUACCGUGUGAACGUGGCCGUGCUGACUCAGCAUGAGGGGAGGAUGCGGGCGCUGGGCAGGGACAGUCCACUCACAGAGGGCCACGUGGCGGAGUACAGGCGGAUGCUGCGCGUGUAUGAAGACUUCCUGCAGAAGCGGUCCCUAGCGAAGCUGAGGAAGCUGCGGGAGGACCAGGCGAAGCUUCCGGUGAACGCGCACAGGGAGGAGAUAGUGGCUGCUGUGGCUGCAUCGCAAGUCACUGUCAUCGCUGGAGACACGGGGUGCGGCAAGUCCACGCAGGUGCCUCAGAUUCUCCUGGCUGCGGGGUACAGAAGAAUUGCGUGCACUCAGCCCCGCCGCAUCUCCGCCGUCUCCCUCUGCAGGCGGGUGGCGUUUGAGUCUCUAAACGAGUACGGUGCGGGAGUGGCUUAUCGCAUCAGGUUCCAGUCCACAGCUACUGCAGCCUCGCGCAUCCUCUUCCUCACAGAGGGAGUGCUGCUGAGGGAGCUUCUGUCGGACCCUCUACUCACCGCCUACUCUGUCAUCAUAGUGGACGAGGUGCAUGAACGCCACGUCACCACUGACAUGCUCCUCGCUCUCUUGAAGCAGGUGGUGCAGCAGCGCACGGACCUGAGGGUCAUUCUAAUGAGUGCCACCAUCAACGUGCACACCUACUCCGCCUACUUCCACAACGCCCCCAUUGUCACGGUCCCUGGUCGCACCUACCCCAUCACCAUAGAGCAUUUGCCUCAACCAGCAGGCGAGACGGGCCUGGCUGUUCCUCCGCCCGCCACUGCUCACACCUCCACCACCAACUGCAACCCCACUGCCGCUCCCGACGCUGUCAAUGCAACUGCUGGUGGUACUGUGGCUGGGGUGGGUCUGAGGAGAGCGGGAGGGGGAGGAGGUGCAGGGCGGGUGGGGAGAGAAGGGCGGGUGGGCAGUGCGGCGUAUGUGCGUGUGCUGGAGCGCAUAGAUCAGCAGUUCCCCGCAGACCAGAGGGGCGACCUGCUGGUCUUCCUCUCAGGCAUUCAGGAGAUAUCAGCAGUGGCAGCGGCAGUACAGCAGUACGCACAGGAAUCCAAGAGAUGGCUUGUGCUGCUCCUGCACUCCUCCCUCUCCUCCAAAGAGCAGGACAAGGUGUUUGCAGUGGCCCCUGCGGGCGUGCGCAAGUGCAUCCUAUCAACCAACAUAGCGGAGACGAGUGUGACGAUAGACGGGGUGCGCUUUGUGGUGGACAGCGGCAAGGAGAAGGCCGUCACGCACCUCGCAGAGAUCGCAGGCAGCACGCUGCAGGAGCAGUGGGUCAGCCAGGCAUCAGCCGCACAGAGAGCAGGCAGGGCGGGGCGAACGGGUCCGGGUCAUUGCUUCCGGCUUUACUCGAGAGAACAGUUCAAUGCAUUCCGGCAGUUCUCCAUACCGGAGCUCCUCCGAGUGCCUUUAGAGUCGGUUGUGCUGCAGAUGAAGAUGCUCUCUCCAGCCUGCUCUCUCUCUCACUUCGGCUUCCUAGACGCCCCGUCCCCAUCCGCCCUCCAUCGAGCCGUGCUCUCUCUCACGCACCACGGGGCACUCGCCCCCCCCGCAGCAGCACCACCACUCACCACCACAGGAGCACCGCAGCAACCAGAAGCUGGAGGCGGAUGGGCAGGAGAGGAGGAUAAGAGGGGUGCAGGUCUGCGAAGCGGGGGAGAUAAUGGCAGUGUUGCUGGUGACGGCAAUGGUGGUGGCGGUAGUGGUGGUGAUGAUGAGUUGGUGGUGACGCCUCUGGGACAUGUGCUGGCUGGGCUGCCCGUGGACAUACCACUCGGCAAGAUGCUGGUACUGGGCUCACUCUUCCCCCCCAUAGCACCCCUCAUAGCGCUCCUCGCAGCAGCGUUGGCAGUGCCAUCGCCCUUUGUGCGCGUGCCCGAGGGCGAGCAGGGGGAGAAGAUCCGCACCGCACAGCACCAGCUGCGCAGCGGGGACGGUGAUGCCUUCACGCUCAUGGCCGUGUUUGGCGAGUGGAGCAAGGUGCAGAAGGAGUCCAGCAGAGCAGCGCACCGGUGGUGCAAGCGGCACGGGGUGGAGCUGCAGCGGCUGAUGGAGAUGGCAAAGCUGCACCGCCAGUUCACACACAUCCUGCUCUCCACUCGCCUCCUGCGAUCCACAGCACAGAGGCGUCAGCAAAUGCAGCACGGGAGGAAGCGUGGUCGGUGGGACAGAGAAGGGAGUGAGUCGGGUGAGGGCGGCCUGGGGGCUGACAGGAGGGGAGCGAGGCACAGCAGAUGGGAUCGGGACGAGCGGCGGCAGCAGCUGAUGCAAGUUCAGCGCAUGCGGCAGGCGAGGGAGAGGGGCCAGAAGCAGCUGCGCCUGAGGGUACACAGCAACCACGAGGAGGAGGACGAUGAUGAAGGAGGGGGGAGUGGUGAGGAGGAGAUCGCAGGGGGGGAUGCAGGGGGAGGGGGGCAGCAAGAGGGGGUGGAUGAGGGAUACGGAGGCAUGGGGGAGGAGGAUCUGGAGGGGCUGGAGUUGAGGCUGUCAGUGGAUAUGGACCGCGUGGCAUCACUGGCCAAUAAGGAGCUGACACGUGGCGACAUUCACCUCAUCAAGUUCAUUGUGUGUAAGGCACACGCUUUAUUCACACCUCCACCACGCCCCUCCCCCCCACCCUUCCCGCUUCCCCACCCCCUAUGUGCCGCUCUGUACCCCAACAUAGCCAUCGCGGAUGCGCACAACGGCAUGCGGCGAGAGAGUGACCAAUUCUUCCACACGCGCCACGUCAGCAGCGCGUGCAUCCACCCGUGCAGCAGCCUGUGCGGCUCAGAUGCGCCCAUCACCGCGAGCGAGCUACUGGUGUAUGGCACUCUCUUGGAAACCACCAAGCUCUAUCUAUCCAAUCUGAUGCGCAUACCAUCGCUGCCAGCGCUGCUGCUCACGUCUCUCUCCAUCGACGCCUCGUCUGACGGCACGCGAAUUCUCUUUGACGACUGGCUGCUAGUGCGCCUCACACCACUCCCCAUGGACGAAGCUCGCAGACUGCUCGUGACAGCAGUGACCAUCCGUCAGGACAUCUCGUCCCUCCUCCACCAGCGCCUCUCAGCGUUGCGCCCUCACACCGUGCAACAGCAGCAGCAGCAGCAGCAGCAGCAGCAGCAGACGCAGUAUCAGGGCCACGCCAGUAAAUCUCAAAAUUUCAGCCACACAGCACUCGAAGCGCGCACCCAGGCGCCAGUGGGAGUGCGGAGACAACGAACAGCUGAAUUCAACCAAGAUGCCCUUGUUGAUGAUGCACGGGCGUUCAUUCAGGCGCUCUGUGAGUGGACCGCCGGCUGCCAGGGUGCCGGGGAGGAACGGCAAGGGAUGGAGGAGGAGGAGGAGGAGAGGACGGAGGGGGAAGAGGAGGAGGGGGGUGCGGAUACGCAGGUCAAGGAACUUGCAGAUCGCAUUGCCACCUUCCUGCAGUCCCCUGUGCCCUUCUCCUGCCGCCAGCUCACUCCCAUGGCCGCCGCUGCCCUGCUCUCCCAUGCUGCCGCCGCAGCAGCACCAGGCAACAGUGGGACACAUGACUGCACACAUAACGUUGCUGGUGCUGGUUUUGGGUCAACCAAGACCAGGGAAGGCCAGCUGAGCAGCAGUGGGCAGGCACACUCAGGCGUUGCAGAGAAUGCAUCGGUGGGCCUGGGCUCAGUGCAAGGCGCAGGAGGGAGUGCAGCUGUGGCGACGGCAGCAGCACUGGUGGAGGAGGCAGAGGCAGCACUGCGGGCAGCAGAGGCGUCCAAGAGUGGGAAGCCAAUCAUCAAGGGUGGCGUUCUUGUGACGCCAUUCCUGCGCAUCGGGUCAAUCCCGUCGCAUGAGACAAACGUUGCCACACAGGCGUCGCUGCACAUGCGCAGCCACUGGCAGUGCCCGCUGUGCUGCUACAAGCUCAUCCUCACUCUGCCUGAAACCGUGGACCACCUUCGCGCAUGUGGCAACCUGCCCCGCCAACCCCAGCAUCAGCCUGGCACCACCGUUACUUCUGCUGCUGCUGCUGCUGCUGCUGCGGCGGCGGCGACGGCUGCUGCUGCUGCUGCUGCUGGGACGGUGGAGGGUGGUGGAGAAAGGUUGGAUGAGCUAAUGAUAGCAGGCGAAGUGCUGGAGAAAGCAGUUAGUGAGGGCGACGGUGGGGAUGGGAAGGCUGCUCCACCAUGCCUGCCUCCUCUCGUUCCCAUGACUUCCCUCGCCUCCUCAUCCGCCCGUCCCUCCCAUGCCGCCCUCCCGCCCUUCCGCACAUACACCCGCAAGGUGCAACCUCGCCCUCUCUUCCUCUUCUACCCCUACUUUCUCCCUUUCUUCUGGUUCCCGUACCCCUCGCUGCUGCAACCGCAACCAACAGCCACUUACACCACAGCCACUGCUCCCCACACACCAUCAGCCACACCAGCUGCCCCAACCACAGAUACUGCCCCUUCUGCUGCUCGGCCUCCCAGCCCCGUUGCUGCCAGUUCCGCUUAUGCUGCUGUUGCUGCCCUCUCUGGCACAGUGGGAAGCAGCAAAGGAGGGGAGGCGGGAGAGAGCUGGGAAGAGAGCGAUGGGGCUGAGGAUGAUGAGGAUGCCCUUGCUGUUGGUGGCGCGGAGGAGGAGGAGGAGGAGGAGGAGGAGGGUGAUUAUAGCGAGGGUGACAGUGAUUAUAGCGAAGGUGCUCUUGCUGCGGCCAUGCAAGAAGAGGCGGUGGUUACUGGCAGGACAAGCAGAGCACGGAGCAAGGGGCAGAACCACAUCAAGGGCGAACCGGUGGCGCACAUGGCUAUGGAGCUCCGCACCCCCAUCGUCUACUACCGUCCUGACGGCCCCUCACGCUACCUUAAGUGCACUUGUUUCCUCUGCUGCAUGCACCGGGACUCCUGCAUGUGCUGUGGGCCUACUAUCUCAUGCAGCACUUGGUGCUCUGCUCGCCACGUGCACCGCCCUUCUGCUCUUCUCCCGUCGACUCCCACUUCCUCUCACCGUGCACCCCACGUUUCUCAUCUCUCGCCACCCCGCAGCUGCUUUCUUCCUCUCUCUCGCCCCGACCAGCUGCCCAUGCGGUUCCUCGCAGAGACCUCUCUAGCCGGGGGGGCAUGGUGUGUGCUGCACGCACCGCACAUACUGCCUCUUCGCGCCUCUGCUGCAGCACCAGCACCAGCACCAGCUCCUCCCCCACUGCUCUACAUCUCACCCGCUCCACCCCAAUCAGCACCGUCGAGUGUGCCGCUGCCCACAGCAGAUUCACAUCCGCCUGCCAGUUACCAACACGGCAGUACUGCUACUGCACUUCCCAGCCGCCUGCCGCCUCUCGCUCACUGCCCUCACUGCGGUGUGGACAUGACCGCUCGGCUCGGUGGGACCAACACCGCACAGCACCCCUUUGCAGACAGCAGUACCACAUGUGCACCUGCUGGCAACAGUCCCUUGUCCGUACUCCCACCCCUUGCCCGUGUGUCUCGCUGUGCGGUUGAGUGUGUGUCCUCAUGGCGCUCCUUACAGUCCCUCUCCCCUGAUGUCCUCUCCACUCUCGGCACCCCAGAUGCCACCCAGGGGGCCGAGCAGCUCCGCACUGGGAAGGAGAGCGCUGGGUGUGCGGUCAAGGCUGCUGCAACACGGGAUGCUAGGGAGGGAGAGUUUUGUCCUGCAACCACUGCAGGUGCUAGCACGGGGGGAGUUGGGGGAAUGGGAGGACUGGCUGAUAGGUCGGUGCUGCAGCUGGCGCCAAUGGUGGUGCUGUGCAUGCAUGUGGUGACCGGUGCUGGGGGUAGGGUUUCUGCUGGGGCCGCAGGGGGGGAUGUGGGUGGGCAUAAGGGGGAGAAUGGUAGGAGAGGAGGGGUGGGGAGAUUUGGUGCUGGGAGUGGGUUAGGGAGGGGUGGAGAGAGCCGGGUGAAACGGGGAAGGGAGUUGGGGGAAGAGAGGCGAGGGGGAGAUGGGGAUGAGGGAGUAUUGCAGGUGAAAAGAAGGAGGGAAACGGUUGUAGAGGUAGCAUUGGCAGGGAGAGAGGAGGGAGGUGGGGCGGGUGAGACAAGGGAUGAGGGGAGUGAGGAGAGGCAGGAGAAGUCAGCAACAGCGCGUGGCUUGUUUGGUGCGAGUGCCGGGGAAGGUAGCAACACGGACGAGGCAGGGAUGAGUUCUGAGUCGCCUCCAGCAGGGACAAAGGCAGAGGGUGUUGGCACAGGGUCGCAAGGUGCAGGUGCGAAUGUGUGGUGGCGGCCGCAUGCUGGUGGUGCUACUGCGAGUGCGAGGGGGAGAGCUGGUGGGGGUUCAAUGAGACUCGGAGGGGAGGGGAAGGAGCAGAGUGGAAGCAGUGGCGACACUAGUCAUGUCCGCUCCACCCCCCCUUCACAUGACACCCCGCUGACUACCUCUAGUUACCCACCCGCCACCUCGCAAACCACCCCAUCUGCUUCUUGUCCCCCCCUCCAUUCCCCCCUCCCUUCUUCCCUCUGCUCGACUUCCCUUGGGCAGUCCCCCCUUCCGCCUCCCCACCGCUCUCCCCUCCCCUCCCCCCUGCCUGCUCCCCCUGCCCCCUCCCUUGGGGACAUUGAGUCGCUAGGGCUCAUGCUUGGAGGGGGUACCACUCAGGCUAGUCGGGAUCCCAUCCUCGCUAUAGCGCACGUCAUUAGUGGCACAAGGUGGUUGGAAGGGAAAGGGAAAGGGAAAGGGAAAGGGGCUAGAAUAGGGAAGGUGGAGGGGAUGGGUGGAGGAGGGGAGGGUGGGGAAGAAAGGGAACGUGGAGAGAAAGCUGAGGGUGGAAAGAAGGAGCAGGGCUGUUCGGAAGACAGAGAACGAGGGUUUGAGCAUGGGGUGUUGCUUUUCACCCAUUCUACUGUUAGUGGCGCUGCUUCUGGCGCUGCUUCUGGCGCUGCUUCUGGCGCUGCUUCUGGCGCUGCUUCUGGCGCUGCUUCUGGCGCUGCUGGUGGCGCUGCUGGUGGCGCUGCUGGUGGCGCUGCUGGUGGCGCUGCUGGUGGCGCUGCUGGUGGCGCUGCUGGUGGCGCUGUUGAUGGUAGAAACGCUGCUGCAAGCGAGGGGUGUGAGGGAAUCUAUGCUGCAAGGGAACCAGAGGGCACAGAGGCGGAGUGGUGCAGGGAGGGGUAUGAGGGCGUGGGGUUCAUGAGCAGUGAGAUGUAUGGUUGGGGGCUGCAGCGCGAACAGGAGAGGGUGCGAGAGAGGAGGCAGGAGAGGGAGAGGGAGCAGGUGCUGGGAGGAAGGGAGGAGGUGCGGGUGUAUAGGAGCGAGAGGGAGAUGUUGGAGCAGUGGCGGCGGUUCUUUGUGUUCGAGCUCGACCCCGAUGUGGUGGUGGUGUUCCAGGCUCGUGACAGCUGGCAGGUUCUCAAGGAGCGGUGGGCGGCACUGGGACUGGGGGAUCUGGACGUGGGAAGGCGAGGGGAUGGGGAAGAAGAGGAGGAGGGAGAGACUGGGGAGGAGCGGGAGGCGGAGGGGACGGGAGUGCACAGGGCAACGGCACGUGCGGAAGAGGAGGGGCAAGGAGGGCGUGCAGGAGGAGGCAAGAGGCGAGCAAGCAAGGGCAGUGGGCCAGGAGGAGGAGGAAGAGGGGGUGAGAAUGAGAAGCAGCGUGGGCGAGGUUUGGUGGUGCGGGGCGUGGUGACGUAUGGCAAGCAGUGGGUGCGGCAGCAGCUGCGCGUGUCCGCUACCUCCAACCAGGAGACCUUCCAGGUGCGAGUGGAGGGGCGGUGCAUGUUGGACCUGCUACGAGCCAUCCUCACGUCACAAGCACUCUCCACCUUCUCCCUGCACGAGAGCUGCCAGGUGUUUGUUGGGCGACCUCUGGAGCUGCUGUCGCCGGCGUGCAUUGCUGCCAUGUGGGGCGGUGGCCUGGGGGGCCGCCCACGCCUGCUGCGAUACGCUGCUGAGUACGCCAAGGUGGUGCACCUGCUCCUGCAGUCGCAGCAAACCCUAGUGGAGACAGUGGAAAUGGCACGAGUCACAGGGCUACUGCUAUCAGACGUGCAGUACCGGGCACAAAUGGCACGAGUACACAGCCUACUCCUCCACACCGCCGGCCCCCACGGCUGGCUGCUAGGCGGUGCUGAUCCCUCUGGGCAGCUCACGCAGUCGCCCUUCCUGCUUCACCCCAAGGAAGCGCGCACGGCCGGUCUGUACCGCUCUGAACCGGUGGCCGUGCUGGACUUUGCGUCGCUGUACCCGUCGCUGUUUGUGGCGUAUAACCUGUGCUGCUCGUCGCUGGUGCACCCGGGGGACAGGCACCGCGUUCCGGAGGAGCAUGUGUUUGUCAGCCCAACAGGAGCAGCGUUCACGCGUGCAUCGCUGCACCGCGGUGUGCUCCCCCGCAUCUGCGCCGCUCUCAUCGCUGCACGCAAGGACACGCAGCGCCGCCUCUCCACACCGCCGCAUGCCCCCCGCACAGCACAGGUGGCAACGGGGGCAAUGGGGGCAGAGGCGGCAAUGAGUGCGGAGGAGCGGGCGGCACUGGAUGGCAGGCAGCGGGCGCUGAAGCUGUGUGCGAACGCGCUAUACGGGUUCACAGGGUCCAACGCGUCUCCUCUGCGCACCGUGGCCGUUGCCGACUCCUGCCUUGGCCUGGGAGCAGCAGCAUGCGUGCAUGCCAAGGACGCAGCUACCCAAAUCUUUCCCGGGGCAUGCAGGGUGAUUUACGGGCAGACGGACAGCAUCUUCGUUCUCUUCCCAGAGAAAACCCCAGCGGAGGCGGCAGCAAUGGGAGCGGAGCUAGCAGCGCGCCUGUCGGAGCUCUUCCCUGCCCCCAUGGCUGUGAAGCUGGAGCGAGUGCUCUGCCCCUUCAUGCUUCUCCAGGUCAACCGCUAUGCAGGUCGACAAGUCUUCCCUGUGCCAUCUCCCCCACCACCCGCACCACCCGCACAACGUACAGCGCCUCACCAGCACCAAGGCAGCACCCCAGCAGCAGCAGCAGCAGCAGCACAAGAAGAAGAAGAAAAGGACAUGUCGCUGCUGCUAGUGAAGGGCAUUGAGACGGACCGCAGGGACGUGCCGCUGUUUGUACGUGCUACGUGUCGCGCCGUGAUUCGCCGCAUCCUUUUGGAUGGUGACGUGGCGGCGGCUGCACGAGAGGCGAGGGCGGCCGUGGUUCGGCUGAUGACGGGCGGAUGUAGCAUGUUCGAGCUCAUCAUGACAGGGGGCCUGUGGCGAGUGAACGACAGUGACCUAUCCGCCAUCGCACAGCAGACAGCAGCAGCAAGUGCAGCUGCGGCAGGUAGAGCAUCCAGAGGCCUCGACUCCCCUCAGCGAUCAGAGGCAGCAGCAGGGGGGGGAGCAGGGAGAGAGGGAGCUGGCCCGGCGACCGCUGAGGAAGGCCGGGGCCCACAUGUGGCCCUCGCGGCCCGUCUCAAGGCACGCGAUCCUGACCGUCGGUUUCUUAUCGGAGAGCGAAUUCCGUACAUUCUUCUUGACAAUGGUGCACGGCUGCAGGAUGACAUGGCAGAGGAGCCUCUGUUGGCCCUUCUUUCCCAGCUGCCUCCCAACGCAGCUGUGUACGCACGCAACAAGCUGCAGAAGCCACUCUCCUCCAUCUUCCAGCACCUCCUAUCGCCAGAGGACAUGGCAUCCAUCUUCGCACCUGGCAGCAGGGCAGCAGCAAUCUGCAAUGACGACUUUUUACAAGAAGCAGGCAACAUGCCUCGUGUGCAGGGCGCCAUUGCGGCUCAACUCACCCCAAGCCUUCUGUGA
Closterium sp. Naga37s-1 is the source of this 9948-nucleotide messenger RNA. The record is from the annotation of a GenBank genome assembly. NCBI's taxonomy places the organism in Eukaryota, Viridiplantae, Streptophyta, Zygnematophyceae, Desmidiales, Closteriaceae.